AUGCCUCAUAUUACAUUAUUAAGAAGAAUGUGUACAUCAAAUAAAAAUCAUUUUAAAUUAGAUAAUCUAAAUAAUGAAAUUUUUAAAAAUUUAAGAAAUAAAACAUUACUAUUGAAAAAAGAAAAAGUAUAUGUAUACCCACCCGAAGAAUAUUUACAUAUAACAGAUAUUGAAAAAUCGUUCCCAUUAAUAUUCGGUACAUUAAAACAGAAAUAUAAAAUAAAUACUAAUUUUAUUGAAAUAAAAGUUAUUGCAAAGAAGUACUUAGAAUCUUAUAAAAGUGAGUGUUUAGGCAAUUUAGAAAAUCUUAAUCAUAAAAUAAAUUGUAAGGAAUUUGAUUUGAAUAAUAAUAAUGAUAUAACUGGUAGCAAUAGCAAUAAAAUAAAUAUUGAAAAAGAAAAGGAGAAUAAAAAUGAUGAAAUUUCUUCAUAUGAAAAUAAUAACGUAGACUUUUUAGAUUCCUUUGUACAAUUAAAAAUUCCUAUUUUGAGUGAAUAUGAUCAAAAUGGUUUAUUUAAUCAUAUAAUUGAAGUAAUUGAUUCACUAGCAGCUGAUGUAAUAUAUAGGCAUAGUACGGGAGUUUAUAAAAAAGAUAGUAAAUAUAAUUUUGUAACUGUUUUAUUUAAUAACUUAAAAGUAUAUGAAAAAAGUAAAAUUCAUCAUAAAUUUUGCUUUUCAUUAGAUCAACAAAAACCCUUAACAAUAAACUGCUACAUUGUUCAUGCAGGAAAUACUUCAUAUACAUUAAAAGUUGAUUUUUUUCAAGAAAAUAAAAUUAUUUUUGAUAUAUAUACUACUUUUGUUAAUAUAAAUAAUUUAACAUUUAAACCUCAACCUGUUAUUGAUGUUUAUAAUUAUACAAAAAAUAAAGAAUAUGAAGAAGUAGAAAAGUUUACAACUCAUCUAAAAGAUGUGCAAAGUUUGUUUAAUCAUAAAGAUGUUAAAAAUAUUAAUUUAGAUGAAAAAGAUUUAAAUUUUAUAUUAAAUUAUUUUAAAGAUGUUAAAGUUGAGAAAAAGCCAUACAUAAAAAAUAUAUAUGAAAAUACGAAUAUUUAUGAUAAAUAUAAUGAAAAAAAAGAAAAUAGUCUAUCAGUUAUUGAUAAUAUCUUAGAUAGAAAUGAUUUAUCCUUUUAUAUAGGAAAAUCAAAUUUUUAUUGUCAAGAUUCUUAUGUUGAAUCAAAUUACUUUAUAUCAUCUGAAUUUAAAAAUAUUCACAAUUUUACAUUUGGAGGAUAUUUGGCUUAUUUAUCUUUUUGCCAUGCUAUGAUAAUAAUAAAAAAAUUUAUUGAAUUUCCAAAUCUAAUUGAAAUAAAUGAAAUUCAAUAUAUUUUGCCUGUCCCAUUUAAUUCAGUUGUUUUAUAUAAAGGAAAAGUAGUCUAUUCUGAUAAAGAAAAAAUUCAAAUUAAAAUAUAUGCAUACUGUUUUGAUUUUAAAAGAAGUACAUAUUAUUUAACAACUAUUUUUGAUAUAUCAUUUGAAAAUAAUUGUGAUAUAUCCUUUAUACCUAAAACUGAUGAAGAAAUCAAACUUUAUCUACUCAAUUAUAUUCGUUCGCAACUUUUACUAUAA
Messenger RNA from Plasmodium relictum, 1569 nucleotides. Its product is annotated as conserved Plasmodium protein, unknown function. NCBI's taxonomy places the organism in Eukaryota, Apicomplexa, Aconoidasida, Haemosporida, Plasmodiidae. Gene Ontology annotation, biological process: acyl-CoA metabolic process. Gene Ontology annotation, molecular function: fatty acyl-CoA hydrolase activity. Bases 1 to 1569 code for a protein of 522 amino acids. The record is from RefSeq and is a predicted model, not a curated record. The transcript has a single exon.